AUGUAUGGCGUGUUUGCCACGAAUUGUGCCUGUGGCAAGAAAAUAUUUGAUGAUGCUACGAGAAGACCCGUAAAUUACCGAGUAAAAAGUGUUUUUAUUACAAUAAGUUUAAUUCGUAGAGAUGUUGUGACGAUUAAAAAGUGUUCGGUGAUUAGAACUAUUUUGACACACCUUAGUUAA
This is a messenger RNA of Vairimorpha ceranae, 180 nucleotides long. RefSeq lists its product as hypothetical. The transcript has a single exon. The record is from RefSeq and is a predicted model, not a curated record. NCBI's taxonomy places the organism in Eukaryota, Fungi, Microsporidia, Nosematidae. The coding region runs from base 1 to 180 and encodes 59 amino acids.